AUGAGGAGGGAAUUUGACUUUCAGAGAGCCAACAGAGCGUCGUCACCCGAAACAUUCACCGGUUCAGUGGUUCUACGUAAAAAGAAGAGCAAGAAUGUGUAUGAUUUGGAAGAAGUACGAUUGACUCCUCAUCCUCCAUUGCAAAUUGGGACAGCACAGGAAGCUAAGCAUUAUGCUGCUACUUAUGCUUUAUUCAGGCCGCCGCCCCUGCUCAUCAAGCAUGGGAGUACGACCCUGAUCCCUUCGCUGCGAAGAAAGAAGUCGAGACUCGGCAAGCGAAACGAAAGGAGAAAGAAAGAGCUUCGGAGGAUGAAAAAAAUGCUCACCCAGCGCAUGGCUCAGGUAGCACAGGGGAUGAUGCAACGAUUUCCUACUGCUGUCCUUGAAGCAACUCGCGAUAUCUCUUCCAAUCCAUCCGAUCUACUUUCAGGAUCCGCUACCCCUUCCUUGGAUUUACCUAAUAUCGAGUCUCAGCUCACCACCCUUGGUUUUCGUCCAGCUCAUAUCACCUCGGCUUUGACAGCUUUAUCCGCUGCCAACGCUCGACUCUACUCUUCAUCUUCGUCUUCCACGGAUCCUCUCGUAUUGUCCCUCUCUAUUUUGUCGCCGCUUGAGGCUGCCAUAGAGUGGUUGCUUUUGCAUUUACCAGAGGAUGAUCUUCCACCUCGGUAUCGCACUACAUCUUCGGCUGGUGAUCUUGUCACUGGUGUUUCUGUAGGAGGAAAGGAACAAUUGGUGAAAGGUUGGUUGAUCGAUAAACUCACUAAAGGAGCUGGUUUCCCCAGAAAAGCAGUGGAGGAGGUAAUUCGGAAUGUCGAAGCGACCUCAAGUGCCUUGGAUAUACUCGGACGACGUCUGUGUGGCUGGGACGGAGACUGGGCUCCGGAAGCAUACGAACCGUGGGAUGGUCAUGAGACAGAAGGAGAAUCUCGAAGAUCAGCGAGAGAGGAAGAGAUGUUAACGUUGGAGGCGGUUUUGGGAGAGAGAUUCACCAUUCUCUCAUCUACAGAAUGUACAGUCGACAUCGAGUACGAAAGAGAUAACCUGACUUUACACUUACUGUUCGACGAUGCUUCUCCGUUUCCCUCUCCCACUCAUCCGACCUACCCACCGGCAUUUUAUUUGUCUUCGGACACCGUGCCCAGCUACAUGCGACUUCACCUACAUUCUCAGCUCCUAAGACAAUUUCGAGAUCCGGAGCGACAUGACUUCACUUCUGUGCUUGAAGCUGGGGCGGGUGGAGCUGUGCUGCUCAUGGUGGAACAUAUCGAAACGUUGUUACCGGACGUUCUCGCCAAUCCACCUGACCUGGGUGAGGUAACCCGAUUUUUGGUCCCACGUUUGGAAGAAAUCUCUCCGGCGAUCCCAAAGUCGGACGGACCAGGUCGAUCGAAGCCAGAGAUCAGGAGACAUCGUCACCAAGCCACGUCUGCGGACGAAGCUUCUGUGCAGAAACGUCACCAAGCCAUGUCACAGGAUCCUGCAUAUAAGAAAAUACUGGACGAUCGCCAAAAGCUUCCGGCUUGGAAGGAACGACACAAUAUCACCUCAGCUUUGGAUUCCAAUCGCGUAAUUUUGGUCGUGGGUGAAACUGGGUGCGGAAAGACCACUCAACUACCUCAAUUUAUCCUCGACCAUGAAAUCUCUCAAAAUAGGGGUAGCAAAACGAACAUUAUCGUCACUCAACCUCGACGAGUGGCAGCUAUGGGUGUCGCUCAACGAGUCGCUUAUGAAAGACUUGAAGAUCUCGACAAAGCUACCGGCACUGUCGGUUACGCUAUUCGAGGAGAAAGACGUGCUUCUUCAGAUACCCGUCUGUUAUUCUGUACCACCGGAGUGGUCUUACGUCGCUUGGGUACCGACAAAGAUUUGGGUGGUGUAAGUCAUGUGAUCGUCGAUGAAGCGCACGAAAGAGGGGUAGAUACCGAUCUUUUGAUCUGUCUGUUGAAAGAAAUCUUGGAAAGGAAUAAAACUCUCAAAGUUGUUAUAAUGUCCGCUACAAUUAACGAGCGUAUUUUCAUCGAUUAUUUCAAUGGUUGUCCAAGUUUAUCCAUACCUGGAUUCACCUAUCCUGUGAAAGAUCACUAUCUAGAAAAUGUCAUUCCCCUUUUACCUAAUCUUCAACCGACUCAACAACGUUUCGGAUCUAAACAAACGGAAGAACAGAAGAUAUCCAUUCGAGCUGAUUUCGAAAAACUUUCACUUGAUCCGAUUUCUCAACGUACUCUUGAAAUCCUUUCUCAAUCCGACCGAAUAGAUUAUAACCUCAUUUCUGCCGUGGUAACACAUAUCAUAUCAAUUUCGGAAGAAGGUGCAAUCCUUAUUUUCUUACCUGGUGUGAUGGAAAUUCGACAAUGUAUUUCAAACCUUUCUUCAGCUUCAAUAGGACAAGUGGAAAUAUUACCUUUACAUGCUAAUCUAACUUCAACAGAACAACGUAGAGUAUUUUUAUCAACAGGAAGAAAAAGAAAAAUAGUGGUUAGUACGAAUGUAGCGGAAACUUCUGUGACUAUACCGGAUGUGGUUUUCGUGAUAGAUACUGGAAGAGUUAAGGAAACGGAUUAUGACGUUAUGACGGGGAUGCAAAAAUUAGAAGAAGGUUGGACUAGUAGAGCUUCUGGAAGACAAAGAAGGGGAAGAGCUGGAAGGACAAGAGAAGGUGAAUGUUUCAAAUUGUAUACUAAAAGAACGGAGGAAAAGAAAAUGAUGAAGUUUUCAAAACCGGAGAUGUUGAGAGUUCCUUUGGAAAUGGUCUUAUUACAGGUUAAAGCUAUGGAUGAGAAUAUUGAUGUGGAGGCUUUUUUGUUAAAAGCCAUUGACCCACCUAAGCUACACGCAAUCUCAACAGCAUGGACCACCCUGAUCGAUCUCGGAAUCGUCCUCUCCUCUUCUCCCUCUUCCCCUCUGACAGCAUUAGGUAAACACAUAUCCUCCAUUCCUGUAGAUCUUCGUCUAGCUAAAAUGCUGGUUUUAGCCGUUAUUUUCAAAGUCCUCGAUCCCAUUCUCACUAUCACAGCUCUUCUAUCUUCAAAACCACUCUUCAUUUCUCCUCUUGAUAAUCGUGAUACCGCUCGAACAGCUCGUGAAAAAUUCUCCACUGGUCGUUCGGAUUUAUUAACAGAUGUCAAAGCUUAUUCUGCUGCUAUGGAAUUGAGUGGUAUGGAACAAAGAAAGUUUUGCGAAGAGAACUUUAUCUCUUCUUCGACUGUGAGGGAUGUGAGAAGUUUGAGAGAAGAUUUUAUAGGGGCUUUACAAGGAAUAGGGUUUUUAGGAAGAAAAGGAGAGAUUGAAAAGUUUAGUCAGAAUGGGAAAUUGGAGGGUUUAGUAAAAGGUGUAGUGGUUGGAGGUUUGUAUCCUCGUAUAGCUAGGAUUAAUAUGCCUAAAGCGACUUAUGAGAGGGUACAACAAGGUGCUGUGUUGAAAGAUCACGAAGCUAAAGAAGUUAAACUCUUUGAUCCAUCCGGUCGUGUCUUCCUUCAUCCUUCUUCGAUAUUAUUCACCGAAUCAGGCUUCAAACCAGGUUUCAUAGCGUAUUUUUCAAAAGCUGAAACUUCAAAGGUUUUUCUACGAGAUGCUACAGAAGUCCCUCUCUAUUCACUGCUUUUAUUUGGGGGUCCACUCACUAUCAACCAUUUUGCAGGUGGAGUACUCAUAGGUAAAGAAGGUCAUAUAAAACUUCGAGCUCAACCUAGAGUAGGAGCUCUUUGUUCUCAGUUGAGAAGAUUGUUGGAUGCUCAAUUGGCUGAAACUGUCGAAAGUCCCGAUGGAGUAGAAGGAUUGAGUAGUAAAGAUGGGGAAGGUGUGGUGAAUGCUAUGAUGGCACUUUUGACAAGGGAUGGAUUAUCUCAGUGAUGUUCGUCUUCAUGUUUUCUGCCCUACUACAAUACUUUCCAAUUAUAAUCACUCCAGCUUUGUCAAAUCCUCUUCCGUGUCAAUUUCCAGCAAGCGGUAUCACUGGUAUUUCCUCAGAUCCUGGGGUCAUGACGUCCUCUCUCAAGGAUGACUGGAUAGAUAGCGACGAAAGCUUAUCACUUGUCAUUGUGCAUAUUCUGAUUUAGACAUGCAUUGCAUAUAUCAU
This is a messenger RNA of Tremella mesenterica DSM 1558, 4078 nucleotides long. RefSeq lists its product as uncharacterized. The record is from RefSeq and is a predicted model, not a curated record. The transcript is spliced from 6 exons. Lineage: Eukaryota; Fungi; Basidiomycota; Tremellomycetes; Tremellales; Tremellaceae. The coding region runs from base 1 to 3852 and encodes 1283 amino acids. Gene Ontology annotation, cellular component: intracellular anatomical structure. Gene Ontology annotation, molecular function: RNA binding; ATP binding.